AUGGAGUCUCUCGAGGCGAUGCAGGCACGGCAUCGCAAGGAGCAGCGCGACUUGCAAGGGCGGAUCACCAGCAGGAAGAAGAACGCGACGAAGAAGACGCGGAAGGCCGUCGGCGACGAAUGCGCCGAGCUCGAGCGCCGGCUGAGAGAGAAGCAAGCGCAGGAGCUCGCGGCCCUGGAGGGCGGCGCCGAGGGCGCCCAGGACGCGCCGGCCGGAGCGGCGCAGCCCCGCGAGGACGGCUCGCGAGACCGGGACCGAGCCGGCGGCGCCGCGGGCGCGGACGCGGACGCGGCGGACGGGAUAGCGGAACAGCUGCGAGACGCGACGCUCGCCCCAGCCUCGCCCGAAACGAGGCGGCCACCUCCCCCCCCACCACCGCCGCAGCAGCAGCCAGCGCCCAAGAAGCGGAACCGCCAGAAGGAGCGCAUGGCGCGGCGGGCGGCAGAGCAGGAGGCGGCGGCGGCGGCGGCGGAGCGAGAGGCGGCGGGCAUGGCGGACCAGCGGGGGCUCGAGAAGACGGCGCUGCUGCGCGCGUUCGCGGCGCACGGCCUCGUCGAGCGGGAGAUGCGGCCCGACGGGCACUGCCUGUUCUCGGCGGUGGCGGACCAGCUGCAGACGCGGGGGGUGUCGCUGGCGCCUCGGCCUCCCCCGGCGGCGGGCGGCGGCGGCGGCGGAGAAGAAGAAGAAGAAGAAGAAGAAGAAGAAGGGGAGGACGAGCUGCCGCCGUACCAGCGCGUCCGCCGCGCGGCGGCCGACUACAUGCGGGCGCACGCGGACGCGUUCGCGCCGUUCCUGGACGAGCCGCUGCCCGCGUACGCGGCGCGCGUGCGCGACACGGCCGAGUGGGGCGGCCAGCUCGAGCUCGCGGCCCUCGCGUCCGCCUACGGCGUCGCCAUCCGCGUGCUGCAGGACGGGCGCACCGAGACGGUCGAGCCGGCGGGUGGGGGUGGGGGGAGCGGAGGCGGAGGGCGCGACAGGACGACGAUAUGGCUCGCGUACUACCGCCACGGCUACGGCCUCGGCGAGCAUUACAACUCCCUGAGGCCGGCCGAGAGAGCGCCCGAGUGA
Molecule: messenger RNA, 1068 nt
Organism: Durotheca rogersii
Lineage: Eukaryota; Fungi; Ascomycota; Sordariomycetes; Xylariales; Xylariaceae
Product: OTU-domain-containing protein
Exons: 1
Coding region: 1-1068 (355 amino acids)
Biological process (GO): protein deubiquitination
Molecular function (GO): cysteine-type deubiquitinase activity
Source: RefSeq, a predicted model, not a curated record